This is a messenger RNA of Sciurus carolinensis (gray squirrel), 6752 nucleotides long. It is a transcript of the gene Nup98, whose product is annotated as nucleoporin 98 and 96 precursor. Gene Ontology annotation, cellular component: nuclear pore; nuclear pore cytoplasmic filaments. Gene Ontology annotation, biological process: protein import into nucleus; RNA export from nucleus; post-transcriptional tethering of RNA polymerase II gene DNA at nuclear periphery. Gene Ontology annotation, molecular function: structural constituent of nuclear pore. NCBI's taxonomy places the organism in Eukaryota, Metazoa, Chordata, Mammalia, Rodentia, Sciuridae. The record is from RefSeq and is a predicted model, not a curated record.
CACCCUGAUCCCAGAAUAUCAGGGUCCUUGUGAAGGUUCAGACCCCUGUCUCCCCAUCUAAGAAGACUAUGUCACCCAAUCCAAAGAUGGGGGAAUCUGAGGAUCACAGAAACCUUCUUCACUCAGUAUCAGCCUUCUGUGCCGAGCCAGACCCAGGAAGCCUCUGUCCAGAGCCCAGUUCUCCACGCCUGUCCAGGCACACAGCCUUCCCAGGAUCAACAAGGCCACAUCAUAAAUCCUGGAACACUCUGCAAUGCUUUCUGAAGCAAAGACUCAUUUUGGAGAUGUUUAAUAAGUCAUUUGGAACCCCCUUUGGGGGUGGCACAGGUGGCUUUGGCACAACUUCAACAUUUGGGCAGAAUACUGGGUUUGGCACUACUAGUGGAGGGGCAUUUGGAACAUCUGCAUUUGGUUCUAGCAACAAUACUGGAGGCCUAUUUGGAAAUUCACAGACCAAACCAGGAGGAUUAUUUGGUACCAAUUCAUUUAGUCAGCCAGCUACCUCCACAAGCACUGGAUUUGGGUUUGGUACAUCAACAGGAACGUCAAAUAGCUUGUUUGGAACUGCAAGUACAGGGACCAGUCUCUUCUCAUCUCAAAACAAUGCCUUUGCACAAAAUAAACCAACUGGCUUUGGGAAUUUUGGAACAAGUACUAACAGUGGAGGACUCUUCGGAACUACAAAUACCACCUCUAAUCCUUUUGGUAGUACAUCUGGUUCACUUUUUGGGCCAAGUAGUUUUACAGCAGCACCUACUGGGACUACUAUUAAGUUUAACCCUCCAACUGGAACGGAUACUAUGGUCAAAGCUGGAGUGAGCACUAACAUCAGUACCAAGCACCAGUGUAUUACUGCUAUGAAAGAAUAUGAAAGCAAGUCAUUAGAGGAACUUCGUUUAGAGGAUUAUCAGGCUAACCGGAAAGGCCCCCAGAACCAGGUGGGAGCAGGUACCACAACUGGCUUGUUUGGGUCUUCUCCAGCCACCUCCAGUGCAACAGGACUCUUCAGCUCUUCUACUACUAAUUCAGGAUUUGCAUAUGGUCAGAACAAAACUGCCUUUGGAACGAGUACAACUGGAUUUGGAACAAAUCCAGGUGGUCUCUUUGGCCAGCAGAAUCAGCAGACUACUAGCCUCUUCAGCAAACCAUUUGGCCAGGCUACAACCACACAGAACACUGGUUUUUCCUUUGGUAAUACCAGCACCCUUGGACAACCAAGCACCAACACCAUAGGUUUAUUUGGAGUAACACAAGCCUCACAACCAGGAGGUCUUUUUGGGACAGCCACAAACACCAGUACUGGGACAGCAUUUGGAACAGGAACAGGUCUCUUUGGGCAGACCAAUACUGGGUUUGGUGCAGUUGGUUCGACCCUGUUUGGCAAUAACAAGCUUACUACCUUUGGAACCAGCACAACCAGUGCUUCUUCAUUUGGUACAACCAGUGGCGGGCUCUUUGGUUUUGGCACAAAUACCAGUGGGAAUAGUAUUUUUGGAAGUAAACCAGCACCUGGGACUCUGGGAACUGGGCUUGGUGCAGGAUUUGGAACAGCUCUUGGUGCUGGACAGGCAUCUUUGUUUGGGAACAACCAACCUAAGAUCGGAGGGCCUCUUGGUACAGGAGCCUUUGGGGCCCCUGGAUUUAAUACUACGACAGCCACUUUGGGCUUUGGCGCCCCCCAGGCCCCAAUAGCUUUGACAGAUCCAAACGCUUCUGCUGCCCAGCAGGCUGUUCUCCAACAGCAUCUCAAUAGUUUAACUUACUCACCUUUUGGAGACUCCCCUCUCUUCCGGAAUCCUAUGUCAGACCCUAAGAAGAAAGAAGAGAGAUUGAAACCAACAAAUCCAGCAGCCCAGAAGGCUCUUACUACACCUACUCAUUAUAAACUGACACCCCGGCCUGCUACUAGAGUCCGUCCAAAGGCUUUACAAACAACAGGCACAGCCAAAUCACAUCUCUUUGAUGGGCUGGAUGAUGAUGAACCAUCCCUAGCCAAUGGAGCAUUCAUGCCCAAGAAGAGCAUCAAGAAGUUGGUUUUGAAGAAUCUUAAUAAUAGCAAUCUCUUUUCUCCUGUUAAUCGUGAUUCAGAAGAUCUAGGUUCACCAUCUGAUUAUCCAGAAAAUGGAGAGAGAUUUAGUUUUCUGAGCAAACCUGUAGAUGAGAACCAUCAGCAGGACGGAGAUGAUGAUUCUCUUGUAUCGCGCUUUUAUACUAACCCUAUUGCCAAACCCAUUCCUCAAACCCCAGAGAAUUCUGGAAAUAAACACAACAAUAGCAACAGCGUGGAUGAUACAUUUGUUGCAUUAAACAUGAGGGUCGCUUUGCGAAAUGGACUGGAAGGUAGCAGUGAAGAAACCUCAUUCCAUGAUGAGUCACUGCAAGAUGACAGAGAAGAAAUAGAAAAUAAUGCUUAUCAUCUGCAUCCAGCAGGCAUUGUUCUCACUAAGGUUGGUUACUACACUAUUCCAUCUAUGGAUGAUCUUGCCAAAAUUACCAAUGAAAAAGGAGAGUGCAUUGUCUCUGACUUCACCAUUGGUCGUAAAGGUUAUGGCUCUAUCUAUUUUGAAGGAGAUGUGAAUUUGACCAAUCUAAAUUUGGAUGAUAUUGUGCAUAUCCGAAGGAAAGAAGUUAUCGUCUACUUAGAUGAUAACCAGAAACCACCUGUGGGUGAAGGACUAAAUAGGAAGGCCGAAGUUACGUUGGAUGGGGUUUGGCCAACAGAUAAAACAUCCCGUUGUUUAAUAAAGAGCCCAGAUCGACUUGCUGAUAUCAACUAUGAGGGGAGACUGGAAGCAGUUUCAAGGAAGCAGGGAGCUCAGUUCAAAGAGUACCGACCUGAAACUGGUUCUUGGGUGUUUAAGGUUUCCCAUUUUUCUAAAUAUGGGCUUCAAGAUUCUGAUGAAGAGGAGGAGGAACAUCCAUCCAAAACUAGUACAAAGAAGUUGAAGACUGCCCCUUUGCCUCCUGCAGGCCAAACUACCCCUUUUCAGAUGGCUCUUAAUGGCAAACCUGCACCUCCACCUCAGAGCCAGAGCCCAGAGGUGGAACAGUUAGGGAGGGUUGGACUGGACAGUGACAUGGUAGAUAUCACCCAGGAGCCAGUUUUGGAUUCCGUGUUAGAAGAGAGCGUGCCUGAGGAUCAGGAACCUGUGUCUGCCUCAACACACAUUGCAUCUUCACUGGGAAUUAAUCCACAUGUCUUACAGAUCAUGAAAGCAUCACUGCUUGCUGACGAAGAAGAUGUAGAUACAAUGGAUCAACACUUCAGUCAUCUUUCUUCCAAAGGAGAUACUUCUCAAGAAAUCUGUUCUCCCAGACUCCCCAUUUCAGCAUCCCAUUCAUCGAAAUCCCGUUCACUAGCUGGUGGAUUACUACAGUCAAAAUUUACAAGUGGAGUUUUUCUUUCACCAAGUGCCUCUGUGCAAGAAUGUCGCACUCCCAGAGUAUCAUCUUUAAUGAAUAUCCCAUCCACAUCGCCUUGGUGUCCCCCCCCCCUGACCACUGUGUUUACAGUGCCCAGCCCAGCCCCUGAGGUUCAGUUGAAAACAGUGGGUACACGCAGGCAACCAGGCCGUCCUCUUGAAAAGUCUGUUACAUUUGGCAAGGGAAAACUCUUGAUGGACAUGGCCCUAUUCAUGGGACGAUCAUUUCGAGUUGGUUGGGGCCCCAACUGACUCUCGCUAAUAGUGGAGAACACUGAAUGGCUGUCAUGAACUGGAAAUCAUCACAUUGCUGAUUCUGUGGUAGGAUUCUUGCCCAAUCCAGUAGUUGUUAAAUCACUUACUGAGUCCCCAUUCAAAGUUCAUUUGGAAAAACUCAGUUUGAGACAAAAGAAGCUGGAUGAAGACCUGCAAUUAUACCAGACACCUCUGGAGCUUAAAUUAAAACAUAGCACUGUUCAUGUGGAUGAACUGUGUCCUCUCAUUGUCCCCAAUCCAGGCGUUGCUGUCAUUCAUGACUAUGCAGAUUGGGUUAAGGAAGCAUCUAGAGAAUUAUUGGAAACACAAAUUGUGAAGCACUGGAGCCUGACAUGGACACUAUGUGAAGCCCUAUGGGGCCACCUGAAGGAGCUUGACAGCCAGUUGGAUGAUCCCAGUGAAUACAUUCAGAUUCUGGAGCGAAGAAGAGCAUUUUCUCGCUGGCUAUCCCAUACUGCCGCUCCUCAGAUUGAAGAGGAAGUCUCCCUGACCCGAAAAGACAACCCAGUAGAGGCUGUCUUCAGCUACCUCACAGGCAGUAGGAUUAGUGAAGCCUGCUCUUUGGCACAGCAGUCAGGUGAUCAUCGUCUUGCCCUUCUUUUAUCCCAGUUGGUGGGUAGCCAGUCAGUUCGGGAGCUGCUCACCAUGCAGCUGGUGGAUUGGCAUCAGCUCCAGGCUGACUGCUUCAUCCAGGAUGAGAGACUGCGCAUCUUUGCCCUGUUGGCUGGAAAACCGGUGUGGCAGCUCUCAGAGCAGAAGCAGAUCAAUGUGUGCUCCCAGCUGGACUGGAAACGCUCCCUUGCUGUCCAUCUUUGGUAUUUGCUUCCACCAACAGCCUCCAUUUCCAGAGCACUCAGCAUGUAUGAAGAAGCAUUUCAGAAUACCUCUGAAGGUGACAAAUAUGCCUGUUCCCCACUUCCUUCAUACCUGGAGGAGUCUGGCUUUGUGGUAGAGGAGGAACAAGACUCACGGAGACCACUUCAAGAUGUCUGCUUUCACCUUCUAAAACUUUACAGUGACAGACAUUAUGAUCUAAAUCAGCUGUUGGAGCCUCGAAGCAUAACUGCAGAUCCUUUGGACUACCGCCUAAGCUGGCAUCUGUGGGAGGUGCUGCGAGCUCUUAACUAUACUCAUCUCUCAGAGCAGUCUAAGGGUGUGCUGCAGGCCAGUUAUGCUGGCCAACUUGAAAGUGAGGGGCUCUGGGAGUGGGCCAUCUUCAUCCUCCUGCACAUUGACAACUCGAGCAUGCGUGAGAAGGCUGUUCGAGAGCUGCUUACCCGGCACUGCCAACUAAUGGAGACCCCUGAAUCUUGGGCUAAGGAGACUUUCCUGACACAGAAGCUUUGCGUGCCUGCUGAGUGGAUUCAUGAGGCCAAAGCAGUGCGAGCACACAUGGAAUCUGAUAAACACUUGGAGGCCCUGUACUUGUUUAAGGCUGGUCACUGGAACCACUGCCACAAACUUGUCAUUCGGCACUUAGCUUCUGAUGCCAUUAUUAAUGAAAACUAUGAUUACCUGAAGGGUUUCUUGGAAGACCUAGCACCUCCAGAGCGCAGCACUCUAAUUCAGGACUGGGAAAUGUCUGGGCUUGUUUAUCUGGACUAUAUUCGAGUCAUUGAAAUGCUCCACCAUAUUCAGCAGGUGGAUUGCUCAGGUUAUGAACUAGAACAGUUACACACCAAAGUGACAUCACUGUGCAGUCGGAUAGAGCAGAUCCAAUGUUAUAAUGCCAAGGACCGCCUGGCUCAGUCAGACAUGGCCAAACGUGUAGCCAACUUGCUGCGGGUGGUACUGAGCCUGCAGCAUGCCCCUGAUGCAGCCUCUGACUCAACACCAGAUCCUCAGCAAGUCCCUUUGCGCCUGCUGGCUCCACACAUUGGUCGGCUCCCCAUGCCUGAGGACUAUGCCUUGGAGGAACUGCGCAGCCUCACACAGUCCUAUCUGCGAGAACUGACUGUUGGAAGUCAGUGAACCCCAGGCUUUUGCCACCACACUCACAUGUUCAUUCACACUCAUCACAGUGGUCCCCGGCAUUGUUUUGAUUGCCACUGUUUGACAUUCUGGGUUGGCUGUGGAAACCACCCCUCCCUUCCUGCUGCCUCAAGCAGCAUCCCACAGUUGUUCAGGGCUUUUCUUAAUACUGAAUAGAGUGUAAGGGCUUCUGGAACCAAAAAAAAGGAGGCAAGUCUCCUUUUACCAUCCUCAAGACCAUUCAACUUUUUUUUUUUUUUUUUUUUUUUUUCCCUUUUCAAAAAUGGUCAAUAAAGCUCCUUUGGCAGAAUCCCCCAAAGAACCAGAGAAUUCUUUUCCCCUCCCAGCAUUCUGGAUCUUAUGACCUUCCAUGCCAACCUGCCACCCUGCUCCAGCCCAUUUAUACUAGGACUAUUGCAAAGGAAACAGAGAUGGUGGACAAUUGCAUUGAUAUGGAACUGUCCUUCCUUAACAUAUAACUGUCCCCAGAAUAAAGGGGCAUUUGUUCUCUGAAGUAGAUUGGCUAAUUAAUACUGAGUUUUGGAGUCAAAAGAGGGAAUGAUUUUGAAAACAGAACAGGGUCUUUCUGACACAUUUAGGAUACAGGAGUGUGCCUGCCAUGGAGGGACAUGUUCAAAGCUUGUGAAUGUUCCAUGAACACAAUACCUUCCCUACUACCAUGUAGGCUGUCCUUGGUCACAUAUGUCUCUGGGAAGCUCCCAGAACUUGGUUUAGUCCCUGAUUAUUAGUUGCCCUUCUAGAACGCCUGUCUGGAUUUGUCUGAAGAGUUUCAAUAAAAUGGCAGGUUGGGUAGCCCUACCUACCCCUCCCAUUCUAACCCCAAAGCAUUUCCCACCCUCCCAGAAGGUAAAUCUCACUGCAGGCAAGGGGCUGAGUUUUAAGGACAAGCAGAGGCUCUUCUUUACAUUGCUGCCAGCUAUGGGGAGCUCUACAGAUUGGCCUGAGACAAUUGGUGGUUAGGGCUGUCACAGACAACAUGCCACUCCUUGGGUCUUUAUGCAUGAAGAUUAUGUAAAGGUUUUUAUUAAAAAAAAAAUAUAUAUAUAUAUAUAUAAAUAAAUG